Messenger RNA from Galendromus occidentalis (western predatory mite), 1686 nucleotides. Its product is annotated as CTD nuclear envelope phosphatase 1. The record is from RefSeq and is a predicted model, not a curated record. The transcript has 6 exons. Gene Ontology annotation, molecular function: phosphatase activity. Lineage: Eukaryota; Metazoa; Arthropoda; Arachnida; Mesostigmata; Phytoseiidae. The coding region runs from base 226 to 1149 and encodes 307 amino acids.
UUGAUCACGAGUGCCGGACGGCGGACGUCGCACCGAACGCCAAGACAUGCACCUCGAACGAGUCAUUCGAGAGCCCACCGUGCAGCGGUUCACACUUCAAUGCCUGUAGCAAAGGCUGCAUCUCUCAUGAGGAUCGCGUACAUUUGAGAAAGAACUCCGCGAUUUCAACACACCCCAUAUCGGAGACCGCGAAUCGUACUCGAUUGCUACAGGAACAGAAAGACCAUGCCGUGGUGCCACAAUUUUGAUUAUCCGCCACGUCCAUACCUGAUGUACCCGAUCCGUGAUUACGAACCCAUCGGGGUCGAUUGGCGUCAGCCCUGGGGCCACGCUAGCUAUAAUGAUGACGGUUUCCUCGUCAUCGGUACUCAACCAAUGCGGCUCCACUCCCAUCUCUCAGUCGAGCUACACAGCAUUCGAAUCACGAGCGCGCAACGUCCAGAACUCCAAACUCCCAUCGAAGCGACGCAAGUCUGUUUCGACGAGAACCCGGACAGAUUCGUCCUUUCACCAUCCGAUCGGUUACUGUUCCGACAACUUUUCCCAUUGAGAAGAGCACUCUUACCUCCGAAGGCUGAGGGUGACGAUAGACCAACGCUAGUUCUCGACCUCGACGAGACCCUCAUACACACAACAUUCGAAUGUCCACCGGGAGCCCAUGACGUAGAACAACUGUGCGCCAUCAUGCGUCCGAACGUCAGAUCGUUUUUGAGAACGACAUCAAGAUGGUAUGAGAUCGUGGUGUACACCGCGGCGCUCCCGUCGUACGCGGACAGUAUCCUCGAUGGAUUGGAUCCGCAUAGGAAAUAUUUCAGCUAUCGACUCUACCGCGGACAUUGCUCUUUCUAUCAAGGGGUCUACGUGAAAGAUCUCGAGGCUCUCGGGCGACCGAUGAGCAAGGUUGUCUUCGUGGAUAACUUCCCCGGGGCGUACAUGAUGCAACCUUCGAACGCGCUUCCGAUCCGUUCUUUCGUCGGUGACAACAACGACAAAGCGCUCUUAUCUAUUCUGAAAUUGUUGAAGAUUUUGAAAGGCAAAAACGACGUUCGUCCAAUGCUCAGACGAUACCGAAACCAGUGGAAGAGAAUCCAUUUUUGCCCAGAUCAGGACAGAGCCUUGGAAGAAUACGACGAAGAAGUAGAAGACUGAAUUUCGGGAACAGCAGCGUACUCUAAUCACAUUGGGUCGUCUCUCCAGUCUUCUUGCCUCUCCAUUUCGGAUUUGUGUAUGUGCCUCGGAAAACUGAGAGAUGAUUUACAUCCUCGGAGGCGGCCGCACGUUCGGACGAAAUCAUCGAGGUGACCCUAGGCUCGGCUGAAGAUCCUGGGAGGAUCCUUGCGAGCGGUCAUGAUUGAAUUGGGGUAGCGACGAACUUUUGUUCGGAAGGCGCUUUUGUGCAACAAACAUCAUUCAGAGCAACCCUAGCUGAUGCAUCCCGCAACCGACAAGCGCCGUUUAGAAUUACUUUUAAGCUAGACUUUGUGAGUUUUUUGUGAUUACCAAAUGACUUCAGCGGCAGCUCGGAAUGUAUUAGGGAUACGCACUAGGUAGUAGACAGAAAAUUGACCACCAACUUGACCUCCGUACAAAAAAACGGAUGACAGAACCUGACCUUAAAUAAGAAACAGAUGACGAAUAUAGGAACUUGAAAUAAAUGGAGAUAUCUUGAGAGUAAACGAUAUGAAA